AAUGCAUGUCGUCGUCUGCUCGAUAGUCUACAAAAUUUGUGUUUUGAAUUCCCGAAGAACGUUACGCGGGUCCCCCACUAAUCUCAGAUUUGCUACACAGAUCGUAAUAAUGUGUUGGUAUUUACUGCUUAUAUUUGGGAUUUGGAUCUUCGUCUCCUUCUUGACGUACAGAUAUUUGAUACAAAAGAAGAAUUUAUUUCAAAAAGAAGUUUUCUUUAAGAAGCCCAGCAAUGUCUUGUUUGUCAUUGCUCAUCCGGAUGACGAAUGCAUGUUCUUUGGACCAUCCAUCACAGCAAUGGUCCAACCAUCUUUAAGUAAUUCAUCAUCUAGAAGAAAACAAGCAAAGGAUGUUUACAUUCUUUGCCUAAGUGAUGGCAAUGCCAAUGGCUUGGGUGAAGCCAGGAGAGAGGAGUUAAAAAAGAGUUGCAAAAUUCUGGGACUUGCAGACUCAAAUGUAUUAAUUCAUAAUGGCCCGGUGUUCUUUGAAGAUAGUCAAAACUCUGUUUGGGAUUCCAAAGCAGUAGCUGACACUCUACAUCUUUACAUUAAAAAAUUGAACAUUGACAGUAUCAUUACUUUUGAUAAAGAUGGAAUUAGUGGGCAUCUCAAUCAUAAAUCAAUAUAUCACGGAGUGUUACAACUGAUGAAAAAUAGCAAAAGAAGAGUCGCUGUUCGUGUUUUCAUUUUGGAAACGGUAAGUGUCUUCCGAAAAUAUUUGGGGUUUAUCGACUCCGUCUUUAUUAAACCUAAUGCAUUAAUCUGCACAAGUGACUGGAUUAAUAGAACAAACAUUCAGAAUGCGAUGGCAGCUCAUAAAAGUCAAUAUGUUUGGUUUCGACGGUUGUACAUCACAUUUUCAAGAUAUUUAUUCUUUAAUACGUUCAUUCCUCUUGAAAUUUAUUAGUUCAUGAUAUUUUCGCAAAUAUUUCAUUGAGGUACUGUCAUCCGUAGCUUCGUGUUCUACCAAUUUGCAGCACGGUUCGACACGGUUAAAUUCUACCCAGAUUUUCUCCGUAUCUCCUUUAUUUUCAUAAUUUUGUACCCCUUAACAAAAUACCUAGUCGUUUUCGCUGAAAUAAUGUUUGUGGAACACGCACAAUAAGAAUAGGUGUGUUGUAAAAAUCUAUGUCGAACUCCAUACUCAUAUAGCAGUAACAAAUUAUUCCUCUUGUUGACACUUGUAUUUGAUAGUGAAUUCUCUUUAUCUCCUGUAUGUUCACCUAUCUUAACAAAAGUUUGCUUGUGGCAGAAAACUUACUUAAAUGUUACUUAAUUUCCAAAGCAGUGGUAAACAGUGCAAUGAAUGUUUCCGUAAAAUAUUGCGACGGCAAUGUCAAACAGUAAUACAAUUUGCAAGUUGAACAAGUAAA
Molecule: messenger RNA, 1370 nt
Organism: Daphnia magna
Lineage: Eukaryota; Metazoa; Arthropoda; Branchiopoda; Diplostraca; Daphniidae
Gene: PIG-L
Product: probable N-acetylglucosaminyl-phosphatidylinositol de-N-acetylase
Exons: 7
Coding region: 2-904 (300 amino acids)
Biological process (GO): GPI anchor biosynthetic process
Cellular component (GO): endoplasmic reticulum
Molecular function (GO): N-acetylglucosaminylphosphatidylinositol deacetylase activity
Source: RefSeq, a predicted model, not a curated record